AUGGCUAAUCUAAAUCUCAAAGAGAUGGCUGCACCAACCAUUGACCAACAACCUUUAUGCAUUCAAUACAAUGAUACGACAAGGGGAGCUUUUGAGCUUAAAUCUAGGACGAUUCAUCUUCUACCAAUUUUCAGAGGUUUAGCGGGAGAGGAUCCAAACAAGCACCUUAAGGAGUUCCAUGUGGUGUGCUCGAGUAUGAAACCAAAUGGAACAACUGAGGAACAAGUGAAGUUAAGGGCGUUCCCAUUUUCUUUAGCAAAUAGCGCUAAGGAAUGGCUUUAUUACCUACCAUCCGAGACCAUAACUACUUGGAAUGAGAUGAAGAGGUUGUUCCUGGAGAAGUAUUUUCCAGCAUCUCGAGCCACACUCAUUAGGAAAGAAAUUUGUGGGAUUCGGCAAUACAAUGGGGAAAACUUAUAUGAAUAUUGGGAAAGGUUUAAGAAAUUGUGUGCUAGCUGUCCGCAUCAUCAAAUAAGUGAGCAAUUACUUCUCCAAUAUUUUUAUGAGGGAUUGAUGCCAAUGGAGAGGAGCAUGAUAGAUGCAGCAAGUGGAGGAGCGUUAGUUGAUAAAACUCCUACAGAAGCAAGGAACUUAAUUGCAACCAUGGCGGCAAACUCUCAACAAUUUGGUACUCGAUCCGAUCCACCACCAAGGAAGGUAAAUGAAGUGGGGAUAUCCAAUAAUCUUGAGCAACAAUUGAAUAAUUUGACUGCACUUGUGCAACAAAUUGCAAUUGGACAAGUGAAGACAUGUGGAAUUUGCUCCAAUGUGGGACAUCCUACCGAUAUGUGUCCUACCCUUCAAGAGACAAAUGCAAAACAAGCAAAUGCCAUGGGAGGAUACCAAGGACAACAAAGGCAAAGGUAUGAUCCAUUUUCCAAUACCUAUAAUCCAGGAUGGACGGAUCACCUUAAUCUUAGCUAUGGAGGAAAUCAACAAGCUGUUGUCACUAAUAAUCCACCUGGUUUCCCUUACCCACCAGCUCCACAACCGUACCAAGCAAGACCCCAAAAUGUUUCCCAACCUCAAGGUAAGUCUUUGGAGGACUUGGUAAACUCAUUAGCAACUAGCUCUCUUCAAUUUCAGCAAGAGAAUCUCAAGUUCCAACAAGAAACAAAAAUGUCAAUCAAGAAUUUGGAAAGCCAAGUUAGUCAAUUGGCUACUACUCUUGGAAGAUUAGAUGUGCAUGGGUCCGGAAAGCUUCCUUCCCAACCUUUGGUUAACCCUAGGGAGAAUGCUAGUGCCAUUACUUUGAGAAGUGGUAGACAACUUGAGAAGACUCACAAGAAGCCAAAUGAUGAGAGAGAAGUUGGAGAUGAGUUGAUUCAAGGUGGAACAAAGCAGCCUAAAAGUGCAGAAAAUUUGCCAACCGAUUCUUCUAAUGCAAAACAUCCACCAAAGGAGGAACAUGAACAAGAAAUUUUGGACACUUUUAGAAAAGUACAUGUCAACAUUCCUUUGUUGGAUGCCAUAAAGCAAGUGUCGUGUUAUGCGAAAUUUCUUAAAGAAUUGUGCACCAACAAGAGAAAACUUAAGGGAAAUGAGGUGGUGAGCAUGGGAGAAAAUGUCUCAGCGGUUUUGCAAAGGAAGCUUCCAACAAAGUGCAAAGAUCCAUGUAGUUUCACCAUACCAUGCAUCAUAGGCAACACAAGGUUUGAGAAAGCAAUGUUAGACUUAGGUGCUUCUAUUAAUGUCACUUACUCAAUUUAUCUUGAUUUAAAUCUUGGUACUCUUAAAGAGACCGGCGUAGUUAUUCAACUCAUUGAUUGAUCUAAUGCCUAUCCAAAGGGGGUUGUGGAAGAUGUUUUGGUGCAGGUAAAUGAGCUUUUUUUUCCAGUGGAUUUCUACGUGCUUGACAUGAAAGAUGAAACAACUGUGAAAACCACGCCAAUUCUUUUGGGAAGACCAUUCAUGAAAACAGCCUGUACGAAAAUAUAUGUGCAUAAUGGGACGUACAUGGAGUUUGAUGAGGAAGUAAUUCAAUUUAACAUCUUUGACGCAAUGAGGUAUCCUAAUGAUGACAAUGAUUGCUUUUCCAUUGAUGUACUUUACUCUUUAACAUAG
Molecule: messenger RNA, 2064 nt
Organism: Pistacia vera
Lineage: Eukaryota; Viridiplantae; Streptophyta; Magnoliopsida; Sapindales; Anacardiaceae
Source: RefSeq, a predicted model, not a curated record